GGAGGGUCGGAUCCUGUGGAGAGGGGAGAUCUCUGCACAAUUAAAUCCCUCAGAACUGGCCACGCUGUAGAAUUGUACAGCAGACUGUGCAUCUCCAAUUAGUGCUGCACACACAGGGAUUGGACCUGCAGUGACAUUCCCCUGUGGAAUGCACUCAGAUGUGCAGAGAUUCCCCAUCUUGAUCUGAGGCCUUCCUGAUGCACAGAAAGUUUGUGCUGAGAUUAUCAGAGAUUAAUAUAUUUAUAGUUGUUUUAUUUGUGUUUUCAUUGAGAGUAACUCAUUUGGAUACCAAAUAUCAGUCAAACAACGUUAUACAUUGUUAGUUUCAUUUUAGUAAGUUUAUUUACUCUUUUUACUUGAAAAACAAAUGAAGUGGGAAAAGCUUUUUUUAUUACAGAAGUAUAAUUUCUUUCCAGCCAGACUUAGCCUGGGAGUUUGUACAAAGGUUUUUUACAUAUAUUUGGAACAAAAAAGUUAUGUACUAACCCUCCAUGUUCUGCCUCAGAAGGCUUGGAAUUUACGAUGCUGAGGCUACAUUUGUCAGAGAUAUUAUACAGGAGAACUGAGCAAUCUGGAGAAAGGACAGAAGAAAAUGUCCCAUCACCUCCUGAGCCAUUCUAUUGCAAACCACCAGGGUGGGAGAUCUGAAGUGAGCAGCAGCAGCAGAGACCUGAAGGAAUGUUUGAGUCGGGGCUGGUGUGUGAGGCUGGGAUGUUCAUGGUUAAUGCCCCAAAGAAUGGAGCAUUUGCAGGAACUGCCCAAGGGCAGAGGGGCACAGCCCCAGCCCGGGCUGCAGUUCCCUGUUGGACAAGAUAAGGGAAGAGGCUGAUAAGAGACAAAUGCUGCCAAGUGCCAUGGUCAGCCUGCAGUUAGCCUGCAGAUGUUCAUCCCCUCUGAUGGGCCAUAAUUGCCCUCUCAACUGCACCUACAAGCAGUUGUGUCACAAGUAAACAAAUACACUCAGGUGUCCUGUGAUCCCUGAUCCAUAAUCUGCAGAGUUACAUCAUCCAGAGUAAAAGUCCCUGCCCCAGGGGAGGUACCUGGCUGGUCCCACCAAGCCUGAACAUUUUAUUAACCCUGGAACUUUGUGCUUCCUGUGCUUCCCUCACCCCAGGUCAAUCAUCACCGUGGAAUUGCAACCUCCCAGUCUUGUUGGAAGAUCCAUGGGUGCUGGGAUCUUUCUCCUCUUACCCUUUCCUACCCUUUCUUUUCCUUAGGCAUUCUUGAAGUAUUAUUUUUGUGCUUCUGUAUUGCUGUGUUACAGUAGAUAAUAACCAAAGCAGCGCCACUGCAACCAAAUUGUUCUAAAAUAAACCCCAUAUCUAUAUAUAUGUGUAUAUAUAUUUAUAAUCACCAUUUAAUCAGCAUUGUUUCACUCUAAUCAGCCCCAAGGGCUCAAUUAACAAGAACCUGGUUCACCCUCAUGUCGCAGCAGAGACUGACACAUGACACGACAUUAGAGGUUCAUGUGGCAACAGGAAAUUUUUUUUUUUUUUUAAUUACAGUUCCCUUUGUACGUUUUCAGAAAGCCCACACAGUUGGGCCUGAUUGGCUGGAUUUAGUUACCACCCAUUUUACUGGCCAAAGCUGUCUGCAUCCCUAAUGGCCUAGGCUGGUUCCCCAACGGCAUAGAGUGUUGAGGUAUAAUUGGGAUUAUAACUGUGAGGCCUGCAGGCCAGCUGUUAGCCACCAUAGUUCCCCCUUUCUGUUUUUAAAUACUAACACAAUGUUUGUUGUCUCCUGCAGGGCCCUUUGCAGACAGGAUGACAAACACUGCACAAUGCCAAAAAUAAUUGACACAAAUUAUAAGCCUAGGUAGGAUGAGGCUCUGCAUCAGACUUGAUAAGUCUAGCCUUACCAGUUGUUGUGUAUCCCAAAUACCAUCAAAAAGGAUUUUUCAAGCAUGUCCGAGAGCCAUCAAGCAUGGCUUCUUAGGGUGGUAUGCCCCACACUAUUCACAUUCAUAACCCAAUUACACAAACAAAAUUGCAUUUAACUUGCUUACAAAUGGUUAAACUUUAAAAACUAUCGUGCUUCUACUUUUGAUAUGUCCCAGCUGGGUUAGACUUACAGGGACAGUUUGCUGUCACGUGACCUUGUUGCCUACAUCCAUAACACCGGUGUGUUAACAGGAGCUGCAAAAGAAUCUGUCCUAGAUUGCAAAGCAAGAUGUCACCAAAAGUAUGUAUUCUAUUACCAUCUGUUAAAACCAGGUGGGGCAGUGUUCUUUAUCUCUUCCACAACUAAUCCUCCCUCCUGGAGAUAUCUUCUGUUAAUGGGCCAUUGAGUGUCACCACCUGACUGAUAAAAUUCCAUCAUCCCAUUGUGAGAUGCUCCAGGAGGACUGCAGCCACCCCUUAGUCAGACUGCUACCAACACCCUGUCAGGUUCUAUUCUGACUAUGUCAGUGGGGUUUUUUUGUACUACUGCAUUUUAUUUUAAUUUUCCUAUUAAAUGGUAGGGUUUUCUUAAAUUUAUACAUACCAGUAAAGAACUGUUACUCCUAUUCUCAUAUCUUUGCCUGAGAGCCCCUUAAAUUCUAAACUAUAAUAAUUCAGAGGGAGGGGGUUUACAUUUUCCAGUUCAAGGGAGGCUCCUGCCUUCAUUCUGUCCUUCAAACCAAGACAGAAUCGGCUAACUAAGCAAUACUCCCUGAUUCCAUCCCAACUUUAGCACAUGCAUAAAUAAAUUUAUUUAAGGAUGGUUUUUCUUUUGGUAACAAAUCUAGCCCUUUUGCAGUCCUCAUUUGCAUUAUCCUAUGCCAAUUUUCAGUCAAUUGAUUUCUUGCAUCAUUAUUUAUUUUUUGCUUUUCCCUGGCAUCUUGUGUCCUCUAUGAAUUGCAUGUAUGGUUCCUUGGGGCCUUGUUUGAUCGUGGAAUACUUCUGGGUCGGUGUUGCCAUGUCUGCAACAUUCAGCAGGGCUUGUAUCCCCAAGUCUUUUGCCUGUACUAAUAUUUAAGGAUGUAGGGAGGAUUGUCAACAGGGGGCAGUCCCAUAAGCUGAGAAACCCUAGCCCCAAAGCGUGGAUCUUGCUGCGGUACCUCUAAAUUGCACAGCUCUUGAUCCUCUGCAUAUCGCUGCCAGGUGUACUUAAACAUCAUUUACUGAACUGGGGUACAUCUUCACUAUCUGUUUAAUAUCAGAAGGUGUCGUCUCAUUGGCAGUAAGAAACAGGAACAUCCUUGCUACUGCCAGAGACCCCAGCGCGUGUUUGGCAGCUGGCCGGCACAGUUCAGGGAGGCCCUGCCAUUUGAGGGAAACAUACUUGUCACGUGUGUACCAGUCGCAUCUCAGCACUGGGAAAGCUCCAAUUGUCCUGCCCAGAGGCUUUGAGCCCCCCUAUGACAUUGGGGCCGUGGGCACAGAGAUCUUUUCUGCACAUUUGAGAUUCCCAUCCGCAACGGCAAUCAGCUUUACCUGCCUCCAGAAGCUGACAGGAUCGUAGGUAGAGAUGGUGACUGGUACUGGUGGUGCGGCAGAAGCGUCCCCAUGCCAAUUGGUAAGAGUGUGAUAGCUUGGGUUCCCCCCAUUAAAAUGUUUGAGUUUAAUCAUGGAAAGCAUCCCUUGGACUUCCCAAGGCCUGGUUGUGGAUGUGGCAGGGUAUGAUGUCUCACGGUCCCGGGCACCGGCAACCUCCAUCAGCGCUGGGUGCCUCUUGACUUCUGGGCUCUGCUCGUGUGCUGAUCCUGUUGGUGGGUGCGCCAAGCGGUGUCUGGGCUGCCCGCUCAGCUGCAGGCAGGGGCGUGCCAAGCACAUUAACGGCAAUGCAGAGCCCAGUGGCACGGCGCAGGCGGUUUCAGGUGCUGCACAAACACAUCCGUUGCCCCCAGUGGCGGGGUUAUGGCGGUGUGUCGGGAUGGUGCUGCAGGGACAGGGGGCUCUGGUAACAGCCACUUCCCUCUCGGUUUCUUGCCCGUCGUCUCUGCCCGCACACCUGAGGUGGCAUUCACUCCUGCCUUGGAUUCCCCCUGCCCUCUCUCCUUACGAGACAAUCCACUGGGUGGUGCCCACAGUGCUUCAGCUGCAGCUUUCGCGCUCUGGUCAGCUUUUAUCGGUUUUAAAGUGUCCAGUACCAAACACCAGGUCGUUUAAAAGUCUUGAGUUGAUUUGUUGCCUUGUGAGGCAGAGUCAAAUACCAGAUCACCAGCCCGCUCCCAUGUUUGUACAUUAAAAGCAGCUUCUGUGGCUGUGCCCAGUCCGUGUCUCUUACACCAUGACAGCGAGGCUUGUAGAGACUGUUCAUAAUAUUUUAUCCCAGACUGGACGAAAAGAGGGUUCAUCCCUGUACAACAGCCUUUUCCUCCAAUGAGACUUGCGUCCUCAUGUUCCCUGUGGACACUUUCUCUACUUGCAAUGGUCGGGACUCUGCAGCUCUACUUACUCCUGGCAGCUCACCUGGCUGCCUCUCUGCUGGGCUCCAUCUCCCUGCUCUCAGCACAGCAGCCUGCUGCCGAUCACAUUGGGUAUCACCACCUCUUGCAGUCAAGAUGGACACAUGACAUGACACUUGACGUUCAUUUGACAACAGCAAAUUUUUGGUGCAUGCAGUUCCCUUUUGUAAGAGAUGGUCUGAAGUUUCCCUCAUUUGCCUCAUGACCGUCGCAAGGACAGAGACUAAGAUGCUGAAGACCCCGACUGGAGUCCUGGCCUGGUUGAGGUGGAUGCUUGCCAAGUGAUUGUUUUGCAGGUCUGCAUGCUGUGCUGCCACGGUACACUGCUUCAGGCAGGGACUGGUGAGGAGCAGCUUGGUCUGUAUGCUUUCGCCUGCUUCAUGGAGCAACAGGUCUCAUCACAAUAGCCUAUGAAUUUCCCCACCUCUUGGCCAGAUGCCACUCGCUUUAGACAAAGACUAUAAACAAGUAACUUUCUAGGGUAACUUUGGUGAUCCCCCACAGAAUGAAGAUGAGUCUGUUGGCUGGACCACGACUUUAUCUCUCCCUUGGUAGCUAUAACCCCCCUUCUCUCUCUCUGUCCUUUACUUUGUUUCCUUAAUAUCUCUCUCUCCUCUGUCGCAUAAUUGUUGUUGGCUCUCAGUAAAGGUGCACUGCUGUGAUUAAAUUGAAAGUCCCCUGCUGUGUAUCUUUUGCACUCUGAGAUCAGUAAAACGAACCAUCAUGACCCCUACUUGUACUGGCAGAUCGUGACACCUUUAUAUAGUUUCAGAAAGCCUGUGUGGUUGGUCCUGAUUGGCUGGAUUUGGUUACCAACCAGCUUACUGGCCAAUAGCUGUCUGCAUCUCUAACGGCUUGUUCUGGAUUGCAAGGCAGGAUGUAUUCUAUUACCCUCUGUAUGGCAGUUGUCUAGGUGUUAAGUGGGCAAUUUCCCCUUAUCUCUCUCCCUGAGAGAUCACAAUCACUCCUCCCUCAGCAGGGGGCAUCCCGUGAUAAGAGGCUGUUGAAUGUCACUGCAUGGCUGAUAAGAACUGUAACAUCCCCUUGUGAGAUGCUCCGCCCAGAGGGAGGAGCCAAGCAUUGCUAUCCAGAUAUAAUCAGGAGAUUCUGACACACCAGCACAGCUUCUCCACUGGAUUCACCAGAGGAACAGCAGCUGCUUCUACUUCCACGGAUCUGCGGAGGAAGAAUCACCCUUUUUCUACAGGACCCCCCUGCUCCAACAGAACCACACCUGACACCUCAGGAGGACUGCAGCCACUUUUCCAGUUGGACUGCUGCCAGCACCCUGACCAACAGGGUGUCAGGAAGGCCAGCUCACCUCUCCCGUGGGGACAGUGGCACCAACGUAUAAAUGGCCUCCAAACGGUACUCGCAGUCUGCAGGCCCUGUGAUUUUCAAGAAGCUGCCUCGUCUGGCGCCCGCCCCCAGCUUCCUGCCCAGCAAAAUCCCAGGCACAUCCAGCCCCGUGCCCCAGCCUGGCUCUGAAAACCAUUUCAGCUACAAGGGCUCCUACUUUGCCUGCCCGCUGCAGAGCCCCGAGGGCCCCAAGCAGCCCCCGGCUGGCUGGAGCCCCACGCCCGCCUACCUGCACUACGGCCCCGGUGCCCUGAGCCAGCCUGUGCCGGCCGAGGGGCCACUGCUGGGCUUCCUGCUGUACCCACCAGACAGCCUGGGCUCCAGGCUGCAGCCCCCGGACACCCAGAAGAGCAAGGACAGCCUGAGCCAUGAGCAGCUUAUGGCCAGAAAUAAGCUGGAAAGUCCUAGGUGCCCCUUGCCAGUGAAGAAGCCAGUAGUGGUGAAGAAGGCAGCUCCUCUAGCAGUCCCCAAGCCCAUGUACGGAGCCCCUGCCUCCUUCCUGGCUCCCAGGAUGGCUCUCCUGCUGGGUACACAAGCAGAGAGCCUGAAGCAGCAGCGACCAGGGGACACAAACUGGGCCCUGCCCCCUGCCACCCACCCUCUGCACCCCAGCGAGCCCCACAAGAGUGGUUCCAGCACCGACCACAGACUCCUGCCACUGCCCUCCAGCCUGGCCCUGCCUUCCAGGGAGCAGCUGAGCUCCCCCACUGCCUUAACCCACUAUUGCGUCACCUUUGAUAAGUAUGGGCCAUCCCCCAGCAGCCCAUUCCUGGAAGCAAGUUGUCCCUCUGCCCAGAGCCAGAAGAAUGUGCCAGAGGUGCCCAGCCUCAGCCUGGAGCCCUGGCCCAAGCUGCAGCCAGCUGACAGCAGCCCAGUGAUCCAGGAGAGGUCAGCAAUGUGCUACCCACCUCCCCCCUACCCGCUGUCACCCCACAGAUCUGGCCCCCUCUACCACCCCCCAGCUCCCACUGAGGGAGAGCCCAGUGCCCUGCCCAGCUUUGGCUACGUGGGAAGCAGGGAGCCCUUGGCCAGCACCUACCUCAAGGCCCAGGAGCCCAGGAGUUACUUUCCCAGCCCCUGGGAGCCCUACGUGCCCAGGACAGCGGGUGCCAGGCUGGGGGCAGCGCUGAGGGAUGCUGAGCCGGCCAGGGAUGCCGAGCUGCCCAGGAACAGCGGGCACCCAGGGUUUGCCAUCAGCCCGGGCCAUGCAUCCAUGUUCCACGGCUCCUUUCCCGGCACGGAGCCGGGCUGGGAGCAGCACAGGGCAGGCAGUCCGCAGUGGCGAGCUGCACCAAGGCACAGCAGUGCUUUCCAGCCUGUCUGCACCUCAGAGAAGCUUUCUGGGGGCUCUGCUGGGCUCGCUGAGACAUUUCCUGAGAGAGGAGGGAGCUGGGAGAAUCCCAGGCAAGGGGAGGAGGAGCCGCUGUAUCCAGGGAGGAGGAGCAGCAGCGCAGCCCCUCAGGACACCCCCCGUGGGGGACCAGGGGAAGAAAAUGCCUGCAAGGUCAUGGAUCCAGCCAAGGAGCUCCUCUGCCCUUCUCCGUCCGUGACCCCCAUCAAAGGGCUGGAAGAUCUGAGGGACACCAAGGCUUUGUCAUCCUCCCCACCAAUGCCUGUGAUCCACAACGUCUUCAGCCUGGCACCUUACCAGGAGUACCUGGAGAAGGCCAAGGGCACCGACCCCAUCCUGUUCUGCAGGAAGCAUCUGUGGGAGGACUCCUCAGCCCAAAACACGGCUGGCAGCCAGGAGCCUGCUGCCCUCAGAGACGUCUCGCUGGUGUCCAGCCUGAGGGCCGGCAGUGAUGCAGUGCAGAGCCAAGGGGAAAGCUCUUACAGGAGCAUCCCAAAAAAGCCAAAGCCUGUGCCCCCAGAGCUGGAGUCUCAGGAGAGCAGCCCUGACAGGGAGGGCACCGAGGAGUCACCCUCUAAGGACAUGGUGCUGGACCUUAGCUUCAAGAAGAGACUGGUGGAAGCUGGGGACACCCAGAGACCCCCUGGCUGUGUGGAGGGGACACUGGAGCGAGAGGAGAAGGAGGAGAGAGAAGCUGCAGGAGGGAAAGUGGGGCUGGGAGAGGGGGCUCAGCCCCAGGUGCCUGAGGCAGACUCUGGGGACAGGAGCAGCUUCCAGAGCUCAGCCAACUUCAUGUUCCAAAAAUACAAGCUGCUGCCCUCCCUCCCAGCCAGCACUGAGCCCCCCCAGCAGGACGGCAGCUCUCAAGCCCCCCAGCCCAGCCCCCCCAGCACCACCCCCACUCCAGCUCCCCCAGCCUCCUCUCCAUCCAGCAACCCCCCGUUCCCACCGCCUAGCCCCCAGCUCAGCAUCAUCCUAGCCCCAAACCCUGCCCAGACUGUGCUUCCCACAGCCCCCUCCACUCCAGAGGAGGAGAAGGUGGUGGUGGUCAAGAAGGUUGGUGUCCUCUCACAGGCCCCCUCGAGGCAGUACUUCAGCACCCUGCACACCUUGCUCUGUGACACCAUUUCGGACUCGGUGUCCCGCUCCUCCCCGGAGCUCCUGCGGCAGUGGCUGAAGAAGGCUGAGCUGGCAGAAGAGCUGGGGGAGAUGCCCAAAUCCUUGCCCAGCCCCAAAGAUGGCUCCAAGGCUCCCAAUCCUCAGAAGCCCAGCAAUGGCAAGGAGAUCUGGCUGGCUUUCCAGGACGUGGCCGAGCUCCUCACCAAACUGCUCUCCCAGCUGAAGACCUUCAUGUCCGCUUGCCCUUUCCCUCAUGUCGUCCGGGCAGGAGCCAUCUUCAUCCCCAUCCACGUGGUGAAGGAGAAGCUCUUCCCAAAGCUCCCCGGGAUCUUCGUGGACCAAGUGCUGCAGAAGCACAAGGUGGAGCUGCGUCCCACCACCCUCUCAGAGGAGAGGCACCUGAGGGACCUGGAGCUGAAGAGCUGCACCUCCCGCAUGCUGAAGCUCCUGGCGAUCAAGUGGCUUCCCGAAAUCUACCCUGACCUGCUCAACCUCCACUGGCACAACUCCGUCCAGCAGCAGCUUGAUUCAAGCUCAGAGACUGGCCAGCAGCCUUCCAAGUAGCCCUGGCCUGGAGGCACUGAAAACUGAUGGCAAAGCAACAGCCACAGAGAGAUCAAGGAAAAAGUAGGCACUGAGGAAUGUGCCAAGGGCAACAGCCAAAUGAUGAAGGGAAUGGGAAAGUCCUGAGUCCCCAGAGCCGGGAAUGGGAAAGUCCUGAGUCCCCAGAGCCGAGGAUGCCGAGGAUGCUGACACCACCAGCAGCCCUGCAGGCAGGUCCCACUGGCAUCAGGAUCAUCCAGGAUGCUGAUACCUUGGCAGGAACCCUCUGGGGAUGCUGCUCAGGGUGGAGAACAGCUCGGGGUGCUCCAGGGACAUACACAGGGAUGCUGCUGGCAGGUUUUCUGGGCCUGCAGGCAUGGGCUCGAGUCCCUCAUGGCAGCUGGAGCUACUUUUCUUUGAAUGGAUCAUCUUUCAGUGCAUCUCCCACCUCCAUCCAUGAUUGCCCUGGUGAGCUGAGAGGGAAUGGCUGGAGUUCCAGUGGAGCUGGAGCAAGAGGAGUGUGGAAAUGGCCACAGCACCGUCCCCAGCCUUGGAAAAUGGGACUGCAGGGAUGACAUCCCACCUCCUCCUCUCUCCUCUGAAUCCCCCUCCUGCUUUAUCCAUGCUUUUCCCAAUAAACAUCCCCUUCCUAUGGGAUUUUCACCUUUAAAGUGCCACCAAGACCUGGCACAACAGCAAGGGCAAGGGAAUCGUGACUUCCAUAGUCCCAGGACUAAGUUGGUUUUGUGAAAAAUGAAAACAUUUUACAAAUGUUCUGGAUUAACCUUUAUAAGGAGCUGCUGCCUUCAGGUCAUGUGUUUUGGGUUGGUUUUUUCUUUAAAUACAGUAAUUUAUACAUGUCUUUUAAUUUAAACUAAAAGACUGCAAGAAACUCUUAAAGAGACUCUUAAGGAAAAGAAAACCAAAUCACUUAACGUCCCCGAUCCUGUCCCAAAGGAGAACGUGGGAGAUGCACGUUUAGGGACCACCUUGGUGGAGACUGAAGGAGCAGAGAGGGGAAUGAUGCUGCCAGACCUUGGAAGGAGGGAUCCUUUCAUCUCAAAGGGUUAUGGGCAUGCCAGGAGGGAUGUGGGCAUGCCAGGACUAAUGGACAGCCCCUCACCCUGCGGGGCUGCAGCCGGGUACACAGCAGAGGCCUUAAAAAUUCAUCUCUCAGGUGUUCUUCAAGGAGAAGAACAAAACAAGGGUUAUUCUAAUUUUUUAUUUCACUACAGGAAAUAUUUAUUUUAAACUAAGAAGAUGGGGUGGGGGAGGGUAGGUGGAAAUGACCCCACCAGAACUGUACUUAUUUUAGCCAAAAGGUGUGUUUGCUACUGGGGGAUUUCUGUGGGUGCCUUCCUGGUUUUCCGUGGGGUGGCUGUGGAUGUGAGGGAGAUGCUGCUCCUCACAACCCCCCACACCUGCAUGCCGGUGCACAGUGAUUUGGAAAGCAGUGUUUGUUAAUAAUGUUGGUUUUGUACAUAUAUAAGGUUCCAGGGAAGAAAGUUCCUUCCCUUUAUUUAAUUUUUUUUGUAAGAAUAUGAAGAGUUCCCUCA
Molecule: messenger RNA, 10318 nt
Organism: Haemorhous mexicanus (house finch)
Lineage: Eukaryota; Metazoa; Chordata; Aves; Passeriformes; Fringillidae
Gene: PRMT2IP
Product: chromosome 13 C15orf39 homolog
Exons: 4
Coding region: 5745-8783 (1012 amino acids)
Source: RefSeq, a predicted model, not a curated record